AUGCUCCUACAUGCCCGGACCAGAGGCCAAAAAUCCCCUUUCCAGGCCGCCAUCUUCAUCGUGUCGCCGACUCCCUUCUUUCCCCGCGCGGACUGCGGUAUCGACGCCCGCAGGUACUUCGGCAUCGCCGCGUCCGAGCCCAGCCGGCCCGGUGCGCUCAUGCGAGUAACCGACUACCUAGUCACGGACCUGGUGUAUCUGAAGAAAGGCAAGGGGGCGGAGGACGUCUUGAACCGGAUUUUCCAUGCCACGGUCGGCCCGUACCGCAUCAGCAUCUCGAUAGCCCCCGCGCAGGGGUCACAAGAUCAGUGGCGUCGCCACGGCCUGGAUCUGGUGCAGCUGUAUGCUCGUGUCACGGUGGUGGAACAUGGGGAGGGUCAUGGCGUGCCGGCCAGGUAUAGAGAAGAGAUAGUCAAUGCGGUCGGGACGGUAAUGGUUGGGUCUGAGGGUAGAUAA
Messenger RNA from Penicillium pulvis, 456 nucleotides. RefSeq names its product serine hydrolase FSH. The coding region runs from base 1 to 456 and encodes 151 amino acids. The record is from RefSeq and is a predicted model, not a curated record. NCBI's taxonomy places the organism in Eukaryota, Fungi, Ascomycota, Eurotiomycetes, Eurotiales, Aspergillaceae. The transcript has a single exon.